Molecule: messenger RNA, 888 nt
Organism: Macroventuria anomochaeta
Lineage: Eukaryota; Fungi; Ascomycota; Dothideomycetes; Pleosporales; Didymellaceae
Product: FAD/NAD(P)-binding domain-containing protein
Exons: 3
Coding region: 1-888 (295 amino acids)
Molecular function (GO): FAD binding
Source: RefSeq, a predicted model, not a curated record
AUGCCUUCACAGAAGCAUACCAAAGCUCUUAUAGCAGGUGGCAGCGUUGCUGAGCUUACUCUUGCAAACGUCCUCGAACAACUUGGAAUCGACUAUUUGGUCCUGGAGAAGUAUUGCAAAAACCGCUCCCUUGGUGCAAGCAUCGGCAUCUUCCCGAGCGGCUUUCGUAUCUUGGAUCAACUUGGCUGCUACGGCGCAAUCAAGGCCUUAGUCGAAGGCGCAGAUGCUUUCGAAACACUAGCUAUGAGGAACGAGCAUGGGCAGAUCAUCUCAGGGGUCACGGGUGCUUUUAUGCAUUUCAACAAGCGGCAUGUCGACUUAUCUCGCGCGCGUGGAGAUAUUUUCUACGGUGACAUCCUCGUUGGGGCCAAUGGUAUACACAGUACAAUACGCCGCGAGAUGUGGAGUCUCGCAGAUCAAGACAGCCCUGGCUACUUCCUUAUGAGCAACCCAUCGGACGUACCAACCGAAUACUGCUGCAUAUCUGGCAUUUCGCACCCAUCAGACAGGUUUUCGAAGUACUCUUCGCAAAACAUAGGAGGCCGAAAUUACUCGUACCCCAUCGCCACGGGACCAAAUCAUCGCAUUUACUGGUUCCUGUUCAAGAAGCUGCCCGACACGACUCGUGGACUCUACGAAAAGAUUCCUCGCUCCGCAGAAGAGCAAAGAGACGCACUGGCUACUGAACAGGCGGAAGAUCGUAUAACGGACACAUUGGCUUCCGGCAAACUAUAUGCGAUGGGCACUACAGCAACAUUGCAAGUCAUUCCGGAAGCGGUGUUCAAGAAGUGGCAUUACAACCGGAUCAUGACUAUCGGGAAUGCUGCCCACAAGUUCAAUCCCAUCGGCGGCCAAAGCGGAAACAGCAGUCCUCGCAGACCAGCUUGA